Messenger RNA from Oikopleura dioica, 1683 nucleotides. The record is from the annotation of a GenBank genome assembly. NCBI's taxonomy places the organism in Eukaryota, Metazoa, Chordata, Appendicularia, Copelata, Oikopleuridae.
AUGAAGUGGCUGAGCAUUCUAGCUGCGCUGCUAGCUGCAGUUACAGCUCUCCGCAGCGAUGUUCCCGAGCACAGAUUAGUGCGACGGCAAAUUGACUCGGAUGGCGACGGUAUCUCAGAUGCUCUUGACAAUGAUGACGACAACGACGGUAUUCCCGACUCUGAAGAAGACGACGAUGGAGAUGGAAUCCCAAACUCCCAGGAUAACGACGACGAUGGCGACGGAAUCCCAGAUUUGGAAGAAGAUGAUGACGGUGACGGAAUCCCUAACAGCCAAGACAACGACGAUGACGGUGAUGGAAUUCCCGACUCUCAGGAGGACGAUGAUGGUGACGGAAUCCCCAACUCCAAGGACAACGACGAUGACGGCGACGGAAUUCCCGACUCUCAGGAGGACGAUGACGGAGACGGAAUCCCCAACUCCCAGGACAACGAUGAUGACGGAGAUGGAAUCCCUGAUUCUGACGAAAUCCAAGACUCCGAAUUGACUCCUGCUGAAAACGCUGCCAAGUGCAUGGAGAAACUCGGCACUGACAGCUACGACCUCGCUUUUGCUUUUGAUGACGUCAACUGUCCAUGUGGAAAGUUCAAACCUGGCAAAUGCAAGACCGGUCUUUUCAUCCCAAUUUGGACCAACGACAACGUCGAUAGUUACGUUUCUCGAUGGGUCAGCACCGUUGCUUUUGAUGCAAACGACGCCCAGUAUACCAAGGACAAUCCAAACCCCGAAGGUUUCUACUACCUUGGCCAGCCCGAGGAUCUUUUCUCUGAAGAGUGCGGAAACCAAUUGAGAGAUUGUGAUGCUGAACAGAUUGCUGAGAUGAAGAUUGAGGCUGUCAAGGCUGAAGGUAUUCAGUACUCUGACAAGCUCGACAAGUCUGAAGUCUUUGCCCGUGGUAUCGUCUACUUCCUCAUUCUUAUCUAUUUCUUCAUUGGUGUCGCCAUCGUCGCUGAUAAGUUCAUGGCUGCCAUCGAAGUCAUCACCUCCCAGUCCAAAGAAGUCAAGGUCGUCAAGAACGGCGAAGAGCGAACCAUCGAGGUCAAAAUCUGGAACGAAACCGUCUCCAACCUUACCCUUAUGGCUCUUGGUUCAUCUGCUCCCGAAAUCUUGCUCUCCGUCGUCGAGACUGUGGGUGCUGGUUUCGUUGCCGGAGAUCUUGGACCUUCCACCAUUGUUGGCUCUGCUGCUUUCAACCUUUUCAUGAUUAUUGCUAUUUGCAUGUACGUUAUUCCCGAUGAUGAAGCCCGAAAGAUCAAACACUUGCGAGUCUUCUUCGUUACUGCUGCCUGGUCUGUUCUUGCUUACGUCUGGCUUUACUACAUUGUUGUUGCUAACUCUGAGGGUAUUGUCGAACCAUGGGAAGCUACUUUGACCUUCCUGUUCUUCCCACUCUUGACCGUCUGGGCUUGGGUUGCUGACAAACGACUUUUGGUCUACGAUUAUGUCCACAAGAACUACCAGCUCAAGGGCAAGGUCAUCAAGGAAUACGAAGGAAACGAUGAGAUGGAACUCAUGGGUGAAGGUGGCGUUGACAAAGAGAAGCUUCUCCAGAUUCUCCGAGAGAUCCGACGUGACAACCCUGACGCUUCCCCGAAGAACUUGAAAAGCUUGCCAACGACAGACUCGUCCGAGCUGAGCAUAAGUCCCGAGCUUUCUACCGAAUCCAGGCUACUCGAAACAUGA